AUGUCUUCCGUCUAUACAGCCCCUCGCAAAGAGAGAUGGCACAAGUCCAAGAAGGUCCUGUACCUUGAGCCGCCCACCAACGGUAGCAAAACAGUCCGCACAAGAGUCACAACCAUUGUGCCGGCCCCAGCACCUCCACCUCCCCCGCCUCCGCCGCCGUGCCUCCCGGAGCCACUGCCGGAGCCCGUGAUCGUCGCUCCUCCACCACCUCCACCCCCGCCCCCGGUGCUGCCUCCGCCAGAGCCCGAGCUUGACACCAUCGAGGUCAUCGCUGUCGAUGUUGACCCGUCCGUCAAGUCUCACAAGAGCUCCAAGAGCUCCAAGAGCUCCAAAUCAUCACACAGCAGCCGGAGCAGGAGUCACAGCAGGGUGGACAGCCGCGAAAGAGAGGUGUAUAUCGAGCGGGAGAGGCUGGUCCCCGUCCGUGUACCAGUACCUGUACCCUACCCUGUGAGGGCCGAGCCUGACUACGAGACCUACCGUUACGUGGAUGCACCACGGCGGUAUGAACCAAGGAGGCGCAGCCAUGACCGGGAGAUUAUCAUCGAAGAUCGUCACCGAAGGCACUACCUCACCCGGGAUUGA
Messenger RNA from Neoarthrinium moseri, 585 nucleotides. RefSeq lists its product as uncharacterized. The record is from RefSeq and is a predicted model, not a curated record. Lineage: Eukaryota; Fungi; Ascomycota; Sordariomycetes; Amphisphaeriales; Apiosporaceae. The transcript has a single exon. The coding region runs from base 1 to 585 and encodes 194 amino acids.